AAAGCUGCUGCCGACAGGAGCCGGCUGCGGGGGACAGACAGGAGUUGACAUAGGGUACAACAAGGCAGAAAAGGGCGGCGAGAGUGACACACCUGCCAACAUGUUUGCGAGCCAGGGGGCAUCUGCGAACGAACUGAGAACGCUGACUGCCAAGAACCUGGAUGGCUGGAUCGCCGACACCCUGCAGCCCAGCACGGCUUUCACCACGCAGGUGAAGGAGACGGUGGGACAAAUAUGUGAAUUCCUGAAGAGAGACUGCUUUGGGGAUGAAAUCCACGUCCAAAAGACUGUCAAGGGCGGCUCAGCAGGCAAGGGCACAGCUCUGAAGAAUAACUCUGACGCCGAUGUGGUGCUCUUCCUCAGCUGCUUACCCAGCUACGAGGAGCAGAAGAAGAACAGAAAGGWUAUCCUGGAUUUGAUCAUGAUAAGGCUAAAGACCUGCAGGGAGAGCUUGCAGUUUGAUGUGUYCAUCAGUGAACCCAGGUACAAAGGUCCUGACAACACGCCGCGCUCCCUCAGCCUUACUCUGUCCUCCAGGCUAACUAGAGAGUCCAUCGAUGUGGACAUCCUGCCCGCCUACGAUGCUUUGGGGCAGGUGAUCCAGGAUGCCCCACCGAAUGCAGAAGUGUACGUGAAGCUCCUGCAGGCCUGCAGCCAGCCUGGGGAGUUUUCCCCCUGCUUCACUGAGCUGCAGAAGUUGUUUGUGAAGCGUUACCCCGCCAAGCUGAAGAACCUCCUGCGCCUGGUCAAGUACUGGUACAAGGAGCUGCUGAGUCCACAGUACCCCAAUGCACACCUGCCCCCUAAGUAUGCUCUGGAGCUGCUGACCGUCUAUGCCUGGCAGGAGGCCACAGGCUGCCGUGACUCCUUUGACAUGGCUGAGGGCUUCUGCACCGUGCUGGAACUGCUGUGCCGGCACCGGCAGAUCUGCAUCUACUGGGAGAAGUACUACUCUCUCAAGCACCCACAGAUYGGUCACCAUGUCAAGGGGUUGCUGUGCAGUCCCCGCCCUGUCAUCCUGGACCCUGCUGACCCCACGGGGAUCCUGGGCCAAGACAAGGACUGGAACUUGAUGGCGCAGCUGGCUGCCAUGUACCGCCACUCACUGCCCUUCCUUGAAAAUGUCCAGCCCUGGAAUGUGGAGCCAGCCCGGCCCGUGACCAUUGACGUGAUGCAGCUGUCGGGCAGCAAACUGAGGAAGCGUGUCAGCCCCUACACCACCAUUGCGAAGCUGAAGACGAUGAUCCAGCAGGACUGGGGCAUCUCGCUGUACACGCAGCGCCUGGCACAGCAGGAGCCAGGCAAGGGCAACAUCAUCCUACAGGAUUCUGAUACCCUGGCCACGUACGGUAUCUUCUACGACACCACGCUGGUGCUGCUGCAGAYUGAGCCCCAGCAGAUGCAGGUCUUGGUGAGGGACCACAGGAAUGUGACCACKACCUACACGGUGCUGCCCACUGACACUGUCCGGAAGCUGAAAGAGCAGAUCCAGGCCCGCCAGGGGCCUUCUGCCAAUGAGCAGCGCCUGACCUAUGACUCCAGGGAGCUGGAGGACCAGCACACGCUGGCACAUUACAACAUCAGGCCCAUGACCACAAUCACCAUGCAUCUGCGGCUCCGGGGGGGUGCAGGCCCCCAGCACCCCUAGUUCYGUGCCUGCUUGCCCUCCUGAGCAUUGCCCUCAGCACCAACCCAUGCCCCUGUGUAUCCCCCUGCCAUGCUGGAAAUAAAUGCUUUGGUAGAU
Malurus melanocephalus (red-backed fairy wren) is the source of this 1744-nucleotide messenger RNA. RefSeq names its product 2'-5'-oligoadenylate synthase 1-like. Gene Ontology annotation, molecular function: double-stranded RNA binding; protein binding; 2'-5'-oligoadenylate synthetase activity. Gene Ontology annotation, biological process: regulation of ribonuclease activity; defense response to virus; negative regulation of viral genome replication. The transcript is spliced from 6 exons. Gene Ontology annotation, cellular component: nucleoplasm; membrane; cytosol. Bases 101 to 1648 code for a protein of 515 amino acids. The record is from RefSeq and is a predicted model, not a curated record. NCBI's taxonomy places the organism in Eukaryota, Metazoa, Chordata, Aves, Passeriformes, Maluridae.